AUGUCAACUAGGAAAUCAGUAGGAGAGGUUUCUGAUCUUAUUGAAAAGAUGAGAAACACAAAUUUAGAUGGUGAUGAGCAAGUUCACAGAGUCAUUAGUUAUCCUCAUAUUAAGCUCAAACCCACUAUUCAGAAAUGGAUUGUUAGCCUGAUUGCAAAAAAAUUCUGUGAGCAUCCUAUGAGUCCAGAUACAGUGGAACAAGAAGUUGUAAUGGCCUGGGGUCAUAAUCAUUUUCAACUUAGGCGACAUGCUAAAAAUAUGUUCAUUUACCGGUUUUUUGACUGGGAUUCUUAUAAUUAUGUUAUGGAAGAAGGUCCAUGGAGCUUUGAUGGAUAUCUUGUUGUAUUUAGAGAAUGGAGCACUUCUGUCAUUCUGAAAAAGCUGGAUUUUCAUCUGCAACAAUUUUGGAUUGAUAUAAAGAAGCUUCUACCAGAAUUUCUAAAUGUAGAAGUGGGGAACCAAAUUGCUAGUAUUCUGGGUAAUCCACUCAAGUUGGUUCCUGAAGAUGGCAAUCCAACUAACACAAAUGCAGUAAGUGUUCUCAUUGAAUUUAGUAUUUCUAAUCCAAUCCUUAGAGGUUUGUUAACAGAAAAUACUGUUAAAAUUACCCAAUGGGUGCCAAUUUACUUUCAAAGGCAACCUCGAAAAUUAUGUCCUGCAUGUCUUAUUUUGGAUCAUAAUGAGCUUGAAUGCGCAAACAAAGCAAAGGAUGUUCAAGAUUUUGGUAACUAUAUAUUCAAAUUUGGAGAAGAUUUUGGUGAAGUAAUUGAUCCAAGAGAUUUUAAUCCUAAAUACAAGCAAGCCGAAAAAAUUUUGAUCUCUCCAAAGAAAUCAAGAGGAAAGAAUAUGAUGGAAAAAAAGCCGUUUCAGAUUCCUGAAGAUGGUUACCAUGUUUCUACCAUCUAUAGUCAAUCAAGUGGAGAUGUUGCUGAAAUUUCGACAGCCAGAAGACCGAAAAGAGCAAGGGAAAGUCCUGGUUCUAGUAGUCAAGCUAGUCAGCAACAUCUAGAAUGGUUUCUUUCUUGCAUAUAUGGAUCUACUCAUAAUGAAGAGAGGAAACAUCAAUGGGAAUACUUACAGGAUUUAGGGAAAAAUAUGCAUAUGCAUAUGCCUUGGAUUACAUAUCAACAAUCAAGGGAACAACUUCUCAGAUGUGAAAACAGAAAUAACAUAUACUUUUAUAAUAAAGCAAAUUACAGAAGGCGAAGAAAUCAUAUAGAUACUCUUCAAGACAAGGAUGGCAACUGGAUCUCAAAUAAAGAAGAUAUUGAAAAGCUGUUGGUUCAAAAUUUCAAAGAAAUUUAUACUUCUUGUAAUCCAGCUUUGGACACUUAUAUAUUUAACCUUAUUCAGCCUUGUGUCACAGAUGAAGAAAAUCAGAUGCUCAUCACAUUUCCUGCUCCAAAAGAAGUUAAAGAUGCUAUGUUUCAAAUCAAUGCUUGGGCUGCUCCUGGUCCUGACGGAUAUCAAGCAGGAUUCUACCAACAAUGCUGGGACAUUGUAGGUAGGGAUAUAGUUCAUCUAGUGCAACAAUUUUUCGCCUCAGGUCAAUUUCCUUCUCACAUUAAUCAAACAUUUCAAGUCCUAAUUCCUAAACAAGAAAUAGCCACCAAACCUGGAGACUAUAGGCCAAUUAGUCUUUGUAGAAACAUAUAUGAUAAUGAGAUUAUUGCUCAAGAAAUGGUACACUAUAUGAAGAACACUAAGGCUAAAAUGGGAGUAGUAGGAGUGAAAUUGGAUAUGGACAAGGCGUUCGAUAGAAUGGAGUGGUUUUUUCUGCAUCAAAUGCUUCUUCAUUUGGGGUUUCCUUUGAAAUGGUGUCAAUUGAUCAAUCAUUGUGUACGUACUGCUUCUAUCUCUUUACUGAUGAAUGGAGUUCCUAUGGAGCCAAUUUUUCCUACCAGGGUUCUUCGGAAAGGUAAUGCUAUAUCUCCAUACUUGUUUAUUCUUUUCAUGGAAGGUUUUAGUAGACUAAUAAUAAGUGCUACUACAGAGAAGUUGAUUGACCCUAUCAAGCCAGCUGUUGCAAGCCCACAAAUCUCUCAUCUGUUCUUCGCUGAUGACUGCCUUCUAUUCAUCAAGGGUAAUCGAAAAUCAGUUUCCAAUCUUAUGCACAUUAUCAAAAAGUUUACUUCUGCAUCAUGUCAAAUGGUUAAUCUAGGAAAUUCUAGUGUUUUCUUCAAUAAACAUAUGGGUAGAGAAUCUUGUGAAGAGAUAACUAGGAUGUUAAAUAUGAAAGAAUUAGAUUUGAAUGAGAAAUAUCUGGGUACUAAUCUUAUCAUUCCUAGAUCCAGAGACAAAUGUUUUGAUAUAUCUAUUCAGAAAAUGCAACACAGAUUACCAGGAUGGCAAGGAAAGCUAAUUAAUCAGGUAGGAAGAACAGUUCAAGUUCAAUCAACUCUGAGUUCCACUGUUCAAUAUCAGAUGGGUAUCUUCAUGCUUCCUGACAAAACUCAUAAGAAGAUUAAUCAGAUUCAAAGAAAAUACUUAUGGAAUCAUAAGAAAAAUAAGGGCUUUAAUCCUAAAAGUUGGUCUUCUAUCUGGAACAGUAAGAAAUCAGGGGGCUUGGGUUUUAAAGAUUCAAAGAAAUUCAAUAUUGCUUUGUUAACUAAGCUUGCUUGGAGAUUACUUACUCCACCACAAGAUGAAUGGGUGAAGGUUCUACGAGCCAUUUAUGUUAAGAACAAGGAUUUACUAUCUGAAGAUACUUCAAAAAAGAAUUCUUCUUGGGUGUGGCAAAGUAUCAAAUAUUGUUUGGAAGUAGUAAGGCAAUAUUACAUCUGGGAAAUUGGAGAUGGAAAAUAUGUCAAAGCCUUCAAGCACAAUUGGAUGCCUAAUUCAAGCCAGGAUAAAGUUCAGUAUUACUCACCUGAGCAGAUUCAAGAAAUUGUUUCAAUCAGAAUUCUUGCAGAAGGGAAAGAUAAGCUAAGGUGGUCUCUUACUUCUUGUGGAGUUUUCACAACUAAAUCAGUUUAUAAUGAGCUUACAAAGCAUAAUAAUGGAGGCUCUAUUCUUCAUCAAAUGGAGGGUAAAGGCUGCUCAGUGGAAGCUCAACAUAAAGAUUUAGCUUCUCUUGCAGCUUGCACUUUAUGGCACAUCUGGAAGGCCAGUUGUGAGAAAGUCUUUGAAAAUAGAAUGCAUCAUCCCUCUAGCAUAAUUUAUAGGAUUAGGCUUUAUAUAAAUUCCUUUUCUUACUCAGGAAAAAAAUAUCAUUUAAGUCAUAAUCAAGGUUUCGUUUCUUGGAAAAAGCCUCCAGAAAAUUGGCUUAAGCUAAAUAUAGAUGCCUCUGUUAAGAAUAAGAAUUCUAAUGCUGAAUUUGCUUUAAUUUUUCGUGAUUAUACAGGAAAAUUCGUGGGGACAAUGGCCUACUCAGCAGUAUCCAGAGAUAUCAAUCAAGUUGAAGCCUUAGUUCUUCUAAAAGCUCUUAAUUGGAUAAAAAAUUUAGGCUUUAAGCAAGUGAUCAUUGAAGGAGAUAAUGAGGCAGUGGUUAAUUGCUGUAACAGAGAUAUUAGCAGUUUCAAAUGGGAAGAUCAACAAAUACUUUUAGAGUGUAAGUCUUUGUUAUCUAAAUUAGAGUCCUGUGUAGUUUCAUUUCAAAGAAGGUUAUGUAACCAGGCGGCUGAUAAGCUUGCGAAAUUUGCUAGAACUAGUAUUCACUGUCAAACUUGGUGGAAUGAACCACCUAAUAUCUUAAAUCAGGUUCUAGUCUAG
Messenger RNA from Papaver somniferum (opium poppy), 3711 nucleotides. RefSeq lists its product as uncharacterized. The record is from RefSeq and is a predicted model, not a curated record. Gene Ontology annotation, molecular function: RNA-DNA hybrid ribonuclease activity; nucleic acid binding. The transcript is spliced from 6 exons. Lineage: Eukaryota; Viridiplantae; Streptophyta; Magnoliopsida; Ranunculales; Papaveraceae. The coding region runs from base 1 to 3711 and encodes 1236 amino acids.